Molecule: messenger RNA, 1350 nt
Organism: Dicrocoelium dendriticum
Lineage: Eukaryota; Metazoa; Platyhelminthes; Trematoda; Plagiorchiida; Dicrocoeliidae
Source: the annotation of a GenBank genome assembly
AUGCUUUUGACGGUUGCUUCAUUGCUUUUUUUAUUUCAGGUUGCAUGGAUGGCGGUUCUCUCUAGAAUCGUGCACCAUUUCAGCCAACAGACCAAAAUUAUUCGCAAUUCGACCAUUCACCUGUUGAAUGAGAUUCACUACAUUGUUCGCGUUGAACCGCGUGCCGUUGGAGUUGUGGUGGUUGGUGCAAUUGUGUGCUUGUGCCUCCUAGCUCUGUUAAUAGCUUGCAAUUCAAGUAAUAGUCUCUCUUUAACCGCCUUUACGCACUUGAUUAUUUUCGAUCUCUUAUCUCUGAUGGUUGCUCUCACAAGUUUAUGGACAAAGAGAAAGUCGGCUUCAUUGCGUGAAUACAACCUUGGGUAUGAACGAUUUGAAGUUGUUGCCGUGUUUUCUGCCACAAUACUGGCAAUACUAUCGUCGUUUUUUGAAAUUAAGGAAGCUGUCGAACGGCUCUUUGAACCUGUUGAGGUGAACUGCAUAUACGCGCUCAUCAUGUGCCCAAUCGCCUUGCUGAUUCAUCUGCUUACUGUGUACGGGAUCGAUAACCCAGCCUUCGGGCACGUCAUUUUAGCCAGCAGUUCCAGUUGGCUGCAAGAGCAUACGACUGAUGUGAGCCGGACGUUGUGCCGUCUAAUACCUGGUCUUUCGCGUAUUCUUCUUCCUCGCGUAAACCCCUUCGCUUUGGUCGGCGUUGCAUCAUCGAGCGUUGUGCUCUGCGUUUGUUGGAUGAUGAGAAGUAGCAUAGAACGGUGGGUUCUGGCGGAGACUCUCGUGACAUCCUCCCCUACCUCAGACCCGUCUGUGGACACAAUCGGUGGCUUAAUCAUCUCCUUGAUGUUAUUUGGCACAAUGAUGCCCAUGAUGCUUUACAGCGGGCGUAUCUUGUUGCAGACUGUCCCAUCGCACCUUGUCGGACCAUUGGAUAAAGCUUUCCGUGAGGCUUCUACGACAGACGGCGUGUUGGAACUGAGGAAUGAACACGUUUGGUCCUUGGGAUUCGGUAAUUUGGUUGGGAGCUUGUAUGUUCGGGUUCGGCAAGACGCAAACGAACAACUUGUUCUGGCCCACGUGACCAACCGUUUGAGCAGCUUGAUCAAGUACUUAACCGUUCAGGUAUACAAAGAUGACUGGACUCGAACAUCUACUACGUUCAGCUGGCCGCCAACAUCAAUUGUUGCACACACCAGCGUUUUAUCAAACAGCCCACUGUCAUACAGUGAAAUCUAUCAGACUGCAAAGCCGAACUUCAUUCCCCCCUCGAUUAGUCGCGUGGACAAGCCAUUUUAUUCAACGAAUCAGCGAAUCGAUGAGAAGACAAUCCCGGUUAUGCCCCCUCCAACAGCUCAUUAA